Messenger RNA from Colletotrichum navitas, 549 nucleotides. RefSeq lists its product as uncharacterized. The coding region runs from base 92 to 421 and encodes 109 amino acids. The transcript has a single exon. The record is from RefSeq and is a predicted model, not a curated record. Lineage: Eukaryota; Fungi; Ascomycota; Sordariomycetes; Glomerellales; Glomerellaceae.
UGGACCUCGACCUCCAUGGUGUAGUGGGAAGCCGCGGUGAGUAAUGGGCUAAAGGACAUCAAUCUUCCUUGAACCAAAAUAGAGAAAGACCAUGGGAGAGCAUUGGUGUAUCUCGGAGUGUAGUCAAGGUGAAGUAAAUCACUGCAGGGUCUGGUUCGUAGGAACCAGAAAGGGAAAAAAAAAGAUAGUCGCAUCUUCCUCACGUCCAGAGCAAGCUCCAGGCCGCAACGAAAAGAGAAAAAAAAAAAAAGGGUCAGAGCCUGUCAGACGUCCAUCGACACCCGCCCCAUCCGCGCGCCACGAAGGCAAGACCGCGGAAGGGGACGAGAUCAUCAAACGCCCUCUAUACAGCCGCGCCGUGAAAGACGAGGCCGUCCCGCUUGCGCGGGAUGCGAGGGCAACCAGAGUUUCUUCACUCUAGGGUGUCGAGGAUAUCAAUCAUCAACCAGGGUGGGAUCUGUGGCUCCUUUAGGGAACCAAGAGUGGGUCGAAUACUAUAGAAAUGAUUCUCUGAAGUAUUGUCGACAUGAAGAAAAAAGAAGAAGAGAA